UGCUGGGAAUCCUCAGAUACGCGAGAAAAGUUUUUAGGGAAACCACAAGGGGGAUCUCUUUCUCUCUGUAAGAUCUAAGUCUUUUUCAUAGAAAGCGAUCGAUUUUCCGACGAUUUUGAUUGUUUCCUGGUUGAUCUGAGAAAUCCGACUUCUUCACGACGUGCUUCGCCGGAAAAUUAGCUAGAGAUCUCAUUUUAUAGGAAUGGCUUCGGCACCAGCUUCAACAGGAUGGUUGAAAGCGAGAGUAAAAGCUGUUCCUUCCGGUGAUUGUUUGGUGGUUAUGGGCUUAAAUGCAAAGACAGAGAUACCGCCCGAAAAGACAAUAACUUUGUCAUCUCUAAUUCUCCCUUUUGUGUUACAGGCUCGUAGGGGUACUCCGGAUGAGCCAUUUGCAUGGGAAAGUAGAGAAUUUUUAAGGAAACUCUUGAUUGGACAGGAAGUUCGCUUCAAAAUUGAUUACACAGUGCCAUCUAUUGGCCGAGAAUUUGGUACCAUUUUCCUCGGUGAUAAAAAUGUUGCUGCCUUGGUUGUUGCUGAAGGUUGGGCAAAGGUAAGAGAACAGGGCCAACAGAAAAAUGAGGUGAGCCCUUUCUUAGCAGAAUUGCUGAGGCUUGAAGAAAUAGCUAAGGAGCAAGGGUCGGGGCGUUGGAGCAAGGAACCUGGUGCUUCAGAGGCAGCUGUUAGGGAUUUGCCUCCUUCUGCAAUUGGGGAUCCGAGUAGUUUGGACGCCAUGGGUCUCUUGGCUUCGAACAAAGGAAAACCCAUGCAGGCAAUUGUGGAGCAAGUUCGUGACGGAAGUGCUGUGAGAGUGUAUCUGCUCCCAGAAUAUCAAUUUGUUCAAGUUUUUGUCGCUGGAAUCCAGGCCCCAUCAAUGGGGAGAAGGGCUGCUGUGGAAACUGUGCUUGAAUCUGAGGAGACGACUAAUGAAGCAAAUGAAGAAGUUUCAGCAGAUGCCCGGACUUCUCUAACAUCAGCGCAAAGACUUGCAGCCUCUACAGUAGCCUCUACUGAUGUUUCACCAGACCCAUUUGCAAGGGAGGCUAAACACUUCACAGAAGUUCGUGUUCUAAACAGAGAUGUACGUAUUGUCCUGGAAGGUGUAGACAAAUUCAGCAAUUUGAUUGGUUCAGUCUACUACCCCGAAGGCGAUUCAGCAAAGGAUUUGGCAUUGGGGCUUGUAGAAAAUGGCUUGGCCAAAUAUGUCGAGUGGAGUGCGAACAUGAUGGAAGAGGAUGCCAAACGUAGAUUGAAGAAUGCCGAGCUUCAAGCCAAGAAGGAUCGAUUGAAAAUAUGGACAAACUAUGUCCCCCCUGCCACAAAUUCAAAGGCCAUUCAUGACCAGAACUUCACUGGAAAGGUGGUGGAGGUCGUAAGUGGAGACUGUGUUAUUGUGGCUGAUGACUCAGCCCCAUAUGGCAGCCCUUCAGCUGAACGGCGAGUCAACUUGUCAAGCAUUAGGGCUCCAAAAAUGGGAAAUCCACGAAGAGAUGAGAAACCCGCUUCAUAUGCACGUGAAGCCAAGGAAUUUUUGCGCACUCGUCUAAUAGGUCGACAAGUAAAUGUAUCAAUGGAGUACUCUAGAAAGGUUAGCUUGGCUGAUGGCUCCAGUGCUGCACCCAGUGCUGGUUCAGGAGAUUCUAGGGUUAUGGACUUUGGGUCUGUCUUUCUUGCGUCUCAGACCAUGGUUGAUGGUGAUGAUGUCCCUACUGGGAGCCAAGCACAACAGGGAAUCAAUAUUGCUGAGUUAGUGGUUAGUCGUGGAUUUGCCUCAGUGAUCAGGCAUAGGGACUUCGAGGAAAGGUCAAAUUAUUAUGAUGCUUUGCUGGCUGCCGAGUCUCGUGCAAUCAAUGGAAAGAAAGGGAUCCAUUCUGCCAAGGACCCUCCUGUGAUGCACAUAACCGAUCUCACAGCAGCAUCUGCAAAAAAGACAAAGGACUUUCUGCCCUUUCUUCAACGUAGUAGAAAGCUUCCAGCUGUUGUGGAAUAUGUAUUAAGCGGGCACAGGUUCAAAUUGCUAAUUCCUAAAGAAACUUGCAGCAUUGCCUUGUCCUUUUCUGGUGUUCGGUGUCCUGCACGUAAUGAGCCAUAUGCAGAUGAGGCUAUUGCUUUCAUGAGGAGAAAAAUAUUGCAGAGGGACGUUGAGAUUGAAGUAGAAAAUGUUGAUAGGACUGGAACCUUCUUGGGGUCGUUAUGGGAGUCGCGAACCAACAUGGCUGUGACUCUACUUGAAGCCGGACUAGCGAAGUUUCAAACAUCUUUUGGCUCAGACAGGAUACCUGAUGCUCACCUUCUUGCACAGGCCGAACAAAAGGCAAAAAAGCAGCGCUUGAAGAUUUGGGAGAAUUAUGUUGAAGGACAAGAACCCAAUGGUAGUUCAAUGCCGGAGACGAAGCAGAAGGAAGUAUUAAAGGUUGUGGUUACUGAAGUCCUAGGUGGGGGUAAAUUCUACAUCCAAUCUGUUGCGGAUCAGAAACUGGUUUCUAUUCAGCAGCAGCUGGCCUCAUUGAACCUUCAGGAAAAGCCUUUGAUUGGUGGUUUUAACCCUAAGAAAGGAGAUAUCAUCCUUGCACAGUUUAGUGCAGAUAAUUCUUGGAAUAGAGCCAUGAUUGUAAAUGCACCAAGAGGAGCUGUAGAAUCAAUGGAUGACAAGUUUGAUGUCUUUUACAUCGAUUAUGGAAAUCAAGAAACUGUUCCUUUUAGCCAUUUACGACCUCUCGAUCCCUCAGUCUCUUCCGUACCGGGCCUUGCUCAAUUAUGCAGCCUUGCUUACAUCAAGGUGCCUGCCUUAGAAGAGGAUUUUGGCCAAGAAGCAGCAGAGUACCUGAGUGAGUGCACUCUUAAUAGCUCUAAAGAGUUUGCUGCCAUGGUUGAGGAGAGAGACACAUCAGGAGGAAAAUCUAAAGGCCAAGGCACUGGAACCAUUCUCCAUGUGACACUGGUCGAUGUGCAAGCCGGUUCUAGUAUCAAUGCUGCCAUGCUUCAGGAAGGGUUUGCCAGGCUAGAGAGAAAGAAGAGAUGGGACACAAGGGAGAGGCAAUCUGCUCUUGACAAUCUUGAAGAGCACCAAGCAAAGGCAAAGAGGGAGAGGCUUAACAUAUGGCAGUAUGGAGAUGUUCAGUCCGAUGAAGAGGACAACGCUCCCCCUUCGAGGAAAGGUGCCGGUCGCCGAUAAAUCAUAGAUUUAGGCACCUACCACAAAAAAAAGCAACAGGAAAGAUAUUAUCCAGUGGUGAUCAGAGGUGAGUCAAAUUCAAGCCCACAGUUCAGGGAAUAGUUUAAGCUAAAUAAUAGAGAACAGAGGAAUUUUUAUGACUUAAAAACCAUAGAGGAGAGCUACUUUGAUUUUUGUUUGUUUUUUUUUUUUCUCUUCCAUUUUUGCCUUGUUUUUCUCUUUUAUUUUUUUUUAUUUUCCUGCGGAACAUUGUUUUUACAGGUAUGAAUAAGAUAAAUUCCAUGUUUUUGGCGUUAUCAUUAA
This is a messenger RNA of Amborella trichopoda, 3475 nucleotides long. The record is from RefSeq and is a predicted model, not a curated record. Lineage: Eukaryota; Viridiplantae; Streptophyta; Magnoliopsida; Amborellales; Amborellaceae.